UGCAGACAAUGAACAUGGAAUCGGAGACCCUAGAAACCCUAGGGCCGUCCGAGUUCUCAUUCGCUAUCACGAAGGUAGCAGUGGCUCAGAUCUGUCAAUCUGCAGGCUUCAGAGCCGCCCAAUCCUCCGCCCUCGAAACAAUUACUAGAAUCACCACACUCUAUCUCCAAACCCUCGCCAAAUCCGCCUCCUCACGGGCCGCCUCCUCCGGUCGCACGCAAUCCAACAUCUUCGACGUCGUCCACGCCCUCGAACACCUCUCCUCCGACCAAGGCUUCGCCGGCGCCUCCAACCCCAACGGCUGCCUCCUCGCAUCGAGCCCUCUUCUUGACCUCAUCAAAUUCGUCUACUCCCGCCGCGAAAUCCCAUUCGCCAAGCCCCUCCCCCGCCGCUCCAACCUCUCCCAAAAACUACCGCUGCCGCAAAACCCAUCGAAUUCAAAACAGAGCCCCCACAUUCCGACAUGGCUGCCUGGUUUCCCCGAUCCGAGCACGUACACAGAGCCCAAAACCGAGAUUCCUAGUGGGUUAAAUUGGAAUGCAGAAGUGGAGGAGAGGAAACACAGCGGAAACGAGAUGGAGAAAAAAUCGAGGUUGGACAACAUGGAAUUGCCGAAAAAGCGGGAGAGGGUGACAUUCAGAAUGGGAGAAGCAGCAGAAGCUAAGGGUCCGAGGUUAGGGUUUAGGGUCGGAAUGAAGAAUGGGGUUUGCAGAGGAGGGAAGAGAGUUUCUUGGCAAAAUCACAAUCUCCAAAAUUCCAAUUUCAAAAGACCAAGAUAAAGAUGGCCUUUCCAAAACGACGUCGUCGGAGUAGGGCUUGUAGCUUCGAAUAUAACAAAUCCUCUGGGAGUGAAAGAGACGAUGCAACGUUGGUAUCUGGUUGGCAACUUGGCAAAGCGCUUGGGAAAACAAAACGGCGGCCGAGGUUCGAUUCACGACAGCCGCUAUCUUUUUCGCAUUAAUUCCAUGAUUUAAGAUAUUUCGAAUAUAAUAAAAACAACUAAAAAAUCUAAGCUUUUAUUUAUUAAUAAUAAU
Messenger RNA from Vitis riparia (riverbank grape), 1034 nucleotides. RefSeq names its product transcription initiation factor TFIID subunit 8. The coding region runs from base 9 to 779 and encodes 256 amino acids. Gene Ontology annotation, cellular component: transcription factor TFIID complex. Gene Ontology annotation, molecular function: protein heterodimerization activity. Lineage: Eukaryota; Viridiplantae; Streptophyta; Magnoliopsida; Vitales; Vitaceae. The transcript has a single exon. The record is from RefSeq and is a predicted model, not a curated record.